CCCAUUCAUUUCCUGAGAACUGCCCUGAGCAGCUGAGAGGAGCUGAGAGGGGAGGGAGUCUCACACACACACACACACACACACACACACACACACUCAUACACACACAGAGAGAGAGAGAGAGACAGACAGAGAGGACUGUAUAAGGAAGACAGUUUCUGUCGCUCUGCAGCUCCUGGUCAGACGCCAUCAAUAACAGGAUGUUAAUGCUAGACGGAAUGCCUGCAGUCCGAGUCAAAGCAGAACCUCUGGAAUCUGAAAGAGGGUCACCCAAAGUGCACGGCUAUCCUGAUAUGGAGACUGUGCCACUCCUGCUCAGCAAAGUGAAGGCAGAACCUCCUGAAGACCUGCUCUCAUCCGACCAAUUCCAGACCCAGACAGAACCCGUAGACCUGUCCAUCAACAAGACGAGGACAUCAUCUCCUUCCUCCAACACCUCACCCAUUACCUCAGCCUUUUCUCCAUCUUCAUCAUCGUCAUCCUCACCUUCCGUCAUCACCUCAGUCUCCUCGGGAAUGUCCUCCGUUUUGACGCCCGGGCCCUUGGUGGGCUCUUCUCAUGGAGUUAGAGGCCAGCAAUUUUUGCACAUCAUCCACCCCGUUCCUCCUUCCAGCCCCAGUAAACUUCCCAGCCAGGUGCACCGUAUCCCGGUGGUGGUGCAGUCGCUACCCCUCAUGUACACCACAGCCGUUCGCUCUCCGUCAACCCUCAACUCCACCAUCAUGUUACCUCUCCUGGACGAGGCCAAGUGCCAGGGCAAAGCACAAACAGACCCCAAUGGCCUGUCGCCAAGACAAAUCAAAAGUGACAGUGAUGAUGACGACCUGCCAAACGUGACCUUGGACAGUGUUAAUGAAACAGGAUCCACGGCGCUGUCUAUAGCACGAGCAGUCCAGGAUUCCAUGUCACCAUUCAGUAUUGAGAGCAUUCGACGGCCGCAGCCCCCAGAAUCUCCAGACUCCAAGAAAAGACGCAUCCACAGGUGUGAUUUUGCAGGCUGUAAUAAAGUUUAUACCAAGAGCUCCCAUUUAAAGGCACACCGGAGGACACACACAGGUGAGAAGCCAUACAAGUGCACCUGGGACGGCUGCACAUGGAAGUUCGCCCGCUCGGACGAGUUGACGCGGCAUUACCGUAAACACACAGGGGUCAAACCCUUUAAGUGCGGGGACUGCGACCGAAGCUUUUCCCGCUCAGACCAUCUGGCUCUGCACCGUCGCAGACACAUGCUGGUUUGAAGCCACCCACUCACUCACUCGCACACACGGGAGAGCUGGAUCUCCCCCAAUGGUGUUCAGCUGGGCUGGACACAGAAACGGCCAUCCCUGCCCCUGAGAGUGAGGAGAAAAGAGCAAGCGGAGGAGGAGGACGAUGCUUUUCCCACAUUUGCAGAGCUAAACAGGGUCCAUUCAGGGAGGGAGGAGCCUCAUCUACAGGCCUAAAAACACUCGGAGUCCAGGAUGUUGAUUGUCUCGUGUCCGUUCAAAGGAUUAUUUCACUCGGACAAACGGUUUGUUUUCUGAUUUUUAAUUUUUUUUCUUUCUGAAUCAUCCGCGUGGUCUGUUUUGACGUGGCUGCUUCUCACUCAACAUCUGCAAUGUAAAGAAACGCAGCGUGGAAAGGCUUUAUGUGUUGUUCUGACAAAUUCAAAAGGGGAGCGUGACCGUGAAUGGUGUGCUUGCACUAUUUUUAACAUUUACCUUUUUGAGGAACAUCAAGAGCCAGAACUAUCUGAGAAGGAUUAAGGGGAUCUUCUAAUGAUAAAGACUUUGAGCCAGUGAUUCCAGAGGUUUCCGAGGUUUCCAUUUACAGGUCAACACACCAGCAAGUGAGAUUACGCAACAAAAUGGUCAUUUGGACACGUAGUAGUCUUCUGUUGAUUUCAAUCCGAAUUGAAUUGACAGACAAAGCAUAUGUGGGCUUCUGCAACCUGCUCUCCACAUUUGUCUUAAUUUGAAAACAUAAUUAGGAAAAUAUGUGUAAAUCUGGAUAAUGAGGGUCUAUUCAGACUGGUAACUCGAGGCAGAAGAGCAAUAUACUUAUUUCCGAGCACCACAGGAGUGAGCUGGCCGCGUUGUUUUCUAUAAUUCAGAUACCUCUUCUAUUUAUAGUGGAUUUCUAGCUCGGGUUGUAGACUUUCACGACUUUCUAGAAUAUGCUGAGGAAAUCUCUUGAAUGUCCUCUGUUUUCUUCUCCUUUUGUGAGAUUGCUUUUGAACUAUGAAGCCUGAUGUCAGUUAUGGUCAGUACAACAGAACUGUUCACUGGUUUUGUUCUUCACUUUGUGUCUUCGCAAACAUCAUUGUAUCCACUUGCUAAUUAUUUUGAUAACACUUCACUUAGUUAAUGCGUUGGGUAACACUGAGCUAACAAUGUACAGCGCCAUUUAGAAGUUUGCCUUUUUUUAUGUUAAUGUCCUUUUUUUAUAUUCACCUGAGCUGCAUUUAUUAGAUCGAAAUUAAUAAUCAGUAUUACGAUUCAAAACAACUGUUAAUUUAAACAACUGCCUAAUUUAAAUACCUAUAUUUACGUAUAAUAUACAUAUUAAUAUAAAAUGAAAUGUAUUCUUAUAAUGGCAAAGCUGAAUUUACAAUAGCCAACUGAUAUUUUUUUGUCCUAAAGAAACUUUUUCUGUUGACAGUUGUGCUUAAUAUUUUUUUUGAUACCUUUUGUUCCAGGACUCUUUAAUAAUUAUAAAGAUAUUUAUUUGAAAUAGAAAUAUUUUGUAACCUUUUAAGAAUUAAUCUGUUCGAUUUAAUGCCUCCUUUCUGUAAACAAAGUGUUAAUUAUUAAAACAAAAACAUGACCCCAAACUUUAGAAUGUACAAGCAUUUUUGAUCGAAGUAAAUGGGAAAUUAUAAGUAUACUGCUUUAAUUAUGAUAUAUUACACUAUUCACCUUUGUUCAUCGUACAGUAAUGUUAGUCAACACUUGAAAUGUUUAAGAGUAGGCUUUUGGUGUACAGUGUAUAGAAAUGAAUAGUAACCCAAGUAAAUAAGAGCUGUGUUGUUCAUGGUUAGGUCACGAUACCUAAUGCAUUAAUACCGUUAACUUUGUGAAGUGUUACUAAUGUACCAAUUUUCCACAUUUUCCACCCACAUACAUUUUAGCAUCGUCCUAGCAUCACAGCAAUUGAACAAUCUCCAAAGUCACCAGUAGAGGGCAGCCAGUGAGCUGGAUUACAAAGGGAUGCCUAACAAGACUCUCUUAGCGUUUUCUUCUUCUUCUUCUUUUUCCACAUUUUCUUCAUGCGUUCUAAUGUUAGACGUUAGAAAGCGAUUCAAAUAUUUACUGAGCCAUAUCUGUUGAUAUUAGAAUCUGUUCUAAUGUUUAUUUAAGAAAUUUCUCCCUAACUACCUGUCUUUCUGUCUGUCCGUCUUGUCAAUUCGGUCAUUUCAUCGCUCUAGAAUUCUACGAGAGAUUUCUUAAAUGAAAGAAAUACAUAUAUAUAUAUAUAGACACACUACAUUAAGACACUCAGAAAAGCAAUAUGCCGCACUUGUGUGAAUACAGCCGAUUCUUUUACAAACUGUACCCAGAUAAAUUCCCUGUGCCGUUCACAUCAAGGUAGAGGUUUUCACUAAGAUGUUCGUUUUCGUUUUUAAAGGAGAGCCGUAAUAAGCUGUCGAAGUCUUCUGUCCCUGUGAUCCAUAUGCACUUUCAAGCGGCCACAGAAAGCCUCGUGACCGCUUUCAGAUGAUUAGAUGUACUAGAACUUACAUUGACUUGGGUCUGCCUGUGCAUGCGGGGGUGAUCAAACACGCUGACUAAAUCUACAAUCAGUCACAGUUGCUGGGGCGCGUAGGGACUUUUCGUCACCAACAAAAGUCGAAUGCUGUGAAAGGAAACGUAUGAACAGAAACCUUCAUUACUUACUGUAGUAACCGUUUGUCCGUUAGAGAUGACCAAUCAGUUUCUAACAUCGUUCGUUUGUUUGUUUGUUUGUUUGUUUGUUUGUUCGUUUGUUCAUUCUGAAGUAUUACGAUGCACCAUGUUUUAUGUUCCUCACUAUGUAUUAGCGUACACACGCGUGUAUCCUGUUGUAUAUGGGCUUGAACAUAACAUGAGCACCUUGUUUUUAUGAAGUAUGGAAGUAAUUAUUUUAAGAUAGACGUGACAUUAAUCACAUAUGUAUCUUAUCAUCAUAUUCUGUAUUUUGAAGCGUGUCUGUAAUGUGAGGCACUUCAUCUGCAUAUGACUAUUUUCUGUACAAAAAAAAAUUACUUUUAAAGAUGUUGUAAUAUAUGUGAAAGUGAAAAGAUAUCGCUCAGUUUUACAGGCUGUAAAUACCUAUUAAAAUAGGGCUUUUUUAAAAAUACAAGGGAUUAUCUUUAUACGUAAUAUGCAGAUUUUUCAGAGACGUUCGUUCAGCUAAUAUAAUAAAAAAUAUCCAACUCUUCAACGUUUGAGAAAAACGAAGACUUGUCAUCUUAAAGGGAUAGUUCAUCCAAAAAAGAAAAAGAAAAAAAAAAAAAAAUCUGUCAUCGUUUACUCACCUUCAUGCUAUUUCAAACCUGUGUGACUUUUUUUCUGAGAAACACAAAGGAAGAUAUUUUGAAGAAUUGUUUUUGACAUUUUUAGGACGAAAACAAGUGCUUUUUUGUGUGAGAGGAAAGAAAGUCAGGUUUAGAAUGACGUGAAGUUGAGUAAACGAUGACAGAACUUUCCAUUUUUGGCUGAAGUGUCCCUGUAAACGCACAUGUAGGGCCGGUUUAAAUCCAACCGGUAGCAGUUGCAUGCAGUUUUUAUGAACAGUCAAAUCAAAUGUUCAGCUCAUUACAGUAUUCGGGCAGUGCUGCCUCAUUUUUAGCAAUUUCGAUGUUUUAUACUGACUCUAAUGUGAAUGAAGCAAAAACAACCCAGUAAAAAGAGCGUUUCCAACACAGUAUUUAAGAAUCACGAGCGACCAAUAUACAAGUACAGACUCCGGCAAGAUUUCAUUUCUUUCGAAACUAAAAAAGAAAGGGUUGUUUUACUCAAUUCUGCAUUGCUUUCCCUCCCCUUUGGCAUUCUUAUGUUUUCUUGUGGCAUAAUUUUGUAAAGGCAAACAGGGUCAAAGUUAUGCAAUAAUGAUGAGUGCCUAGUAUUAAGAUUUUGACGGUUUCCCUGGUUUAAUAACCCAGACAUGACACAAAGAUCCGUUCCUUUGAAAUGCACUGAGCCUUAUGAACCAUUUUAAAGCUGUAAAUAUCCCGGUUGGUGUUUCUUGAACAUUCUUUAUGUGUCUCCUAUGGAAGCUGCAUAAGAUUUAUAUGGUAUUACUCACCUACGGAAGGACACAUCUGCCAUCUGCUUAAUUAACAGGACUCUGGUUUACCUCUAACUUUAUAAAAUCGUGUGAACUUCUCAUGCGUCCCCAGUUAUUGAAAUCGAGCAGUCACAGGAAAUAUUCUGAAUGUUAAGACACUGGUGGUACGGCAUAAUUCCUCCGUGAACAGCAUUUCCCCUCUCGAGUCUCUGUAAAAUAUUGCCUUUGUUUAUGUAUUUACUUUACUUUCUUUGGAAUCAAGUAUUUACUCAAUGGCCUUUGUUUCUUGUUUUGCUGAUACUCUGUAAUUAUCUUUCUUGUAUUUAUGUAUAGUGUGUGUAUUGUAAAUAUAUUCAGAGCUCCCCCUCCCAGACCUUUUUGGUUUUACUGUAAAGUUGUGAUAUUUUACCCUGCUACACUUCAAAGGGUUUCCCUUCCCAUUGGAUCCUGCUGGAAGUUGUCACGUCCGAAUCGUUUCAGAGGUUGAAAGUGUUUCAGCUUUAUUUUGUUUCUUCAGAAGUUGUCUAAAUAUUCUGUGCUUUUUGCUAUUCUCUGUAUUUUCUUUUUUUUUGUUUUCGUUUUUUUCCAGAAGAUUGAGCUGUGAAUUGAAAUUGAGGUUACACAUUAUACUUGUUUGAUAAUCUAAUCGGAGGCAUGGAAGUUAAUAAACUUGCAUUUUGUAUGGAACA
Molecule: messenger RNA, 5936 nt
Organism: Puntigrus tetrazona (Sumatra barb)
Lineage: Eukaryota; Metazoa; Chordata; Actinopteri; Cypriniformes; Cyprinidae
Gene: klf12b
Product: Kruppel-like factor 12b
Exons: 6
Coding region: 201-1238 (345 amino acids)
Biological process (GO): regulation of transcription by RNA polymerase II
Molecular function (GO): RNA polymerase II cis-regulatory region sequence-specific DNA binding; DNA-binding transcription factor activity, RNA polymerase II-specific
Source: RefSeq, a predicted model, not a curated record